Pyrus x bretschneideri (Chinese white pear) is the source of this 837-nucleotide messenger RNA. Its product is annotated as protein MIZU-KUSSEI 1-like. Gene Ontology annotation, biological process: hydrotropism. The transcript is spliced from 2 exons. The record is from RefSeq and is a predicted model, not a curated record. The coding region runs from base 1 to 837 and encodes 278 amino acids. NCBI's taxonomy places the organism in Eukaryota, Viridiplantae, Streptophyta, Magnoliopsida, Rosales, Rosaceae.
AUGGCCUACCCUAGAGUUGGUGCCACCACCAUAACCACCGGCGUCAUCACGGUUGACUGCCAAAAACAAGUCCGGUCAUGGCGGCUUCUUCGCUCUCUCAUCGAAGUUCUAAUCCCAACUUGCAAUUGCACCUUCGUAGAAGAUGAUCUUCAUCAAGAAAAUCUAGACACCAAACAACAAAGCCACGUCAACAGAUACUACUGUCCCCAGCCAAGCUUUGCUUGUUCCAACAACAUCAUAAUCGGCACCAUAUUCGGAUACCGAAGAGGGAAAGUCAGUUUCUGUAUCCAAACAACCUCCCAGUCCAACCCAAUUCUCCUUCUCGAGCUAGCCUUGCCCACAACCGUUCUAGCCAAAGAAAUGCAAGGUGGGUUUCUUAGAAUAGCGCUCGAGGCAGCUACUGAUCCAAAUAGUUCUUCUAACUCUCUUUUGGCCACGCCUGUAUGGACCAUGUAUUGCAAUAGUAAAAAAGUUGGGUAUGCAAUCAAGCGCAAGCCUUCAAAGCAUGACAUGGAAGCACUGAGGCUGAUAGGAUCAGUUGUGGUGGGUGCUGGGAUUAUUAAUGGGAAUAAAGAGCUGAAUAAUUAUAGGGAGGGUGAUGAGAUUAUGUACCUGAGAGCCAAUUUUCAGCGAGUUUGUGGUUCAGCUAAUUCUGAGUCCUUUCAUUUGAUUGAUCCAGAGGAGAGUAUCGGCCAGGAGCUCAGUAUUUUCCUUUAUCGGUCAAGAACAAACAUGGUCAAUCUCAGCGAAGUCAUUGGACUUCGCCCAUUGAUUCUAAAACAGGAUGAUGGUGGCAUCGCUGCUCCGUUUAAUCAGCUCCGCAGCGGAGACUGUUGA